AUGAACGUCGACGAGGUUGAGGACCGCGAUGGUGUGCGUCUCUCGUGGAACGUGUGGCCAGCAACAAAGCUGGAGGCCACGCGCACGGUCGUUCCAGUGGCUGCAUUGUACACGCCGCUGAAGGAGCGGGAGGACUUGCCGCCGGUGUUGUACGAGCCGGUCAUGUGCAAGCCGCCGUGCCGCGCCGUGUUGAACCCGUACUGCCAGGUCGAUGUGCGUGGAAAGUUGUGGAUCUGCCCGUUUUGCUUGUCGCGGAAUCCAUUCCCGCCGCACUACAAGGACAUUAGCACCACCAACCUGCCUGCCGAGCUCCUCCCCAAGUACACGACGAUUGAGUACACACUGAACCGCAAGUCGCAGAUCCCGCCGAUUUUCAUGUAUGUGGUCGAUACAUGCAUGGAGGCCGACGAUCUCAAGGCGCUGUGCGAGUCGCUCGUUCUCAGUCUGAGUCUCCUUCCGCCCCAUGCCCUGGUGGGUCUGGUGACCUUUGGCACGGUCGUACAGGUGCACGAGCUGGGCUACGAAGGCUGUCCCAAGAGCUAUGUGUUCCGUGGCUCGAAGGACUACUCGCCCAAGCAGAUCCAGGACAUGCUGGGCCUCACGCCCGGCUCGCGCCCCACGCCCAACUUGGCUGGUGCGGCUGCGCCAGGCGGUCCAUCCGCGCAGCCGCGGGCACCUACGAGUGGCCAGAUCGGUGCGACGCGCUUCAUGCUGCCUGUAUCACAAUGCGAGUACCAGCUCACGAACAUUCUUGAGCAGCUGCAGCGUGACCCAUGGCCCGUGGCGAAUGACAAGCGGCCGCAGCGCUGCACAGGUGCGGCACUGAGCGUGGCCGUCGGCCUACUUGAGAGCACGUUCCAGAACACGGGUGCGCGCGUGAUGCUGUUCUGCGGUGGCGCGUGUACGGAGGGCCCCGGCCAAGUGGUGUCGACCGAGCUGCGUGAGCGGAUUCGCUCGCACCACGACAUUGAGAAGGACAAUGUCAAGUACUUCAAGCGCGCAGUGAGGUUCUACGAGAACCUCGGUCGUCGGUGCGCCCACAACGGCCAUGUGAUCGAUGUGUUUUCUGGCUGUCUCGAUCAGGUCGGUUUACUCGAAAUGCAUUCGCUGUGCAACGUGACGAACGGUCAUCAGUUGCUGGUCGACAGCUUCCAGAUGGGUAUUUUCAAGCAGAGCUUCAACAAGAUUUUCGAAAAGGACGAGAACGAUGACCUGCGCAUGGGCUUUAAUGCGACACUCGAGGUGCAGUGCACCAAGGAGCUCAAGGUCAGUGGUCUGAUUGGCCACGCCAUAUCGGCCAACAAAAAGUCGAACUGUGUCGGCGAGACAGAGAUUGGUAUUGGACAAACGUCGGCGUGGAAGAUGUGCUCCAUCACGCCCCGUACGAGCGCUGGUUUGUACUUUGAGAUCGCGACGCCAGCUGGCCAGCCGCUGCAGCCAGGCGCGCGUGGCUUGGUCCAGUUUGUGACGCAUUACCAGCAUGCAUCGGGUCAGUUCCGCCUUCGUGUGACGACGAUUGCCCGCAACUUUGCCGAUGGUGAGUCGGGUCAUGUGAGUCUCUCGUUCGACCAGGAAGCCGCCGCUGUGCUCAUGGCGCGUAUCGCCGUGUUCAAGGCUGAGAUCGACGACAGCCCCGAUGUGCUCCGGUGGCUUGACCGCAUGCUCAUCCGUCUGUGUCAAAAGUUUGCGGAGUACCGCAAGGACGACCCGACUAGUUUCCGGCUCAGCGAAAACUUUAAUAUCUAUCCUCAGUUCAUGUUCCACCUGCGGCGCAGUCAGUUCCUGCAGGUGUUCAACAAUUCGCCUGACGAGACGGCGUACUACCGCCAUGUGCUCAACUGCGAGGAUGUGAACAACUCACUCAUUAUGAUCCAGCCAACGCUCAUGUCGUACGGCUUUGAGGGGCCGCCGCAGCCCGUGCUGCUCGACUCGAUGUCGAUCCGUCCAGACGUGGUCCUGCUUCUCGACACAUUCUUCCACCUGCUCAUCUUCCACGGUGAGACGAUUGCGCAGUGGCGCAAGGCGGGCUACCACGAGCAGGAAGGCUAUGAAAACUUCCGCGAGAUUCUCGAAGCGCCACAGGCCGAUGCACAGGAGCUGCUCAUGGAACGCUUCCCGAUUCCACGGUACAUCGUGUGUGACCAGAAUGGCUCGCAGGCGCGUUUCCUGCUGUCCAAGCUCAAUCCCUCCACGACCCAUAUGACCGGCGGUGCGUACGGCGUCAGUGGCAAAGGCGCCGCUAUUUAUACAGACGAUGUCAGUCUACAGGUGUUUAUCGAGCACCUCAAGCGCCUGGCUGUCGGUGCCAAUAGCAGCUAG
Molecule: messenger RNA, 2319 nt
Organism: Malassezia restricta
Lineage: Eukaryota; Fungi; Basidiomycota; Malasseziomycetes; Malasseziales; Malasseziaceae
Product: protein transport protein SEC23
Exons: 1
Coding region: 1-2319 (772 amino acids)
Biological process (GO): COPII-coated vesicle cargo loading; endoplasmic reticulum to Golgi vesicle-mediated transport; intracellular protein transport
Cellular component (GO): endoplasmic reticulum exit site; COPII vesicle coat
Molecular function (GO): GTPase activator activity; zinc ion binding
Source: RefSeq, a predicted model, not a curated record